UGUCUUCAUGACGGCCCCAGUGGACCAUGUCACUGAUCCUGUUUGCCUUUGUGGUGCGGGUGAGGGAUGGGCUCCCACUCUCAGCCUCCACAGAUUUUGAACACGACAGGGAGUUACAAGAGCGCAAGCAGCAGCUGAAGACUGUAUCUAAAGCUUUAUCGUUGCUUCCAGAAAGAGGCACGGUGAAAGGAUCUUAUCUUAACAUAUACUUCAUCUCCUCAGAAGGUGUUUCCUACAUGACAAUCUGCUCCAGUAGCUUCACAGCCGCCAUGGCUUUUUGCUUCUUGGAGGAUCUCAGAUGGGAGUUCAGAGCUUCGUAUGACAACACCAGCAUUGGCUUGGUCUCCAGACCCUAUCCAUUUCUGGAGUUUGACAGUGUUAUUCAGAAGAUUAAACAUCAUUACAGCUACAGCCGCUUCCCCUCACUGAGAAUGAACCUGGCAGCAGUUGAGGAGGAGCUCAGGGUGAGACCUUCCAAGAUCCUGACAGCGGAGGACAUGGUGAUGCACAAUGGAACAGCUAGUGGGCAUGCACAGCCUGUCUCAGGGACUGCUGCAAGUGAAAGAAUGGAGCCAGUGACAGCCCUGGGGAUCCUCUCUCUGCUUCUCAACAUCAUGUGUGCAUCGCUGAACCUCAUCCGAGGGGUUCACCUCAUUGAAUACACUCUCCAGGAUGGCAGUGAAGGGGUCUGGAAUGCACUCGCAUUUCUUUUAGCUUUUUUCUGCGGUUUGUGGCAGUGCUACUUGUAUUUGUUCUUCACCUCAUUAAAGAAGCUGCAGGUCUUCCUGGCACUGGCCUUUGUGCUUCUGUGCAAUAUCUAUUUAUAUGAACUCAGAAAUAUUUGGCAAAUACUAUUCCACACAGCAGUGGCAUCUCUUUCUACAUAUCAGAUUUCCACAAGAAAACUUCAAGAGAAGCUCGACGACUGUGGAGUGUGAAAACU
Polyodon spathula (Mississippi paddlefish) is the source of this 943-nucleotide messenger RNA. RefSeq names its product vesicle-trafficking protein SEC22c-like. Gene Ontology annotation, biological process: endoplasmic reticulum to Golgi vesicle-mediated transport. Lineage: Eukaryota; Metazoa; Chordata; Actinopteri; Acipenseriformes; Polyodontidae. Bases 27 to 938 code for a protein of 303 amino acids. The transcript is spliced from 6 exons. The record is from RefSeq and is a predicted model, not a curated record.